Molecule: messenger RNA, 798 nt
Organism: Microsporum canis CBS 113480
Lineage: Eukaryota; Fungi; Ascomycota; Eurotiomycetes; Onygenales; Arthrodermataceae
Product: MYB DNA-binding domain-containing protein
Exons: 5
Coding region: 1-798 (265 amino acids)
Source: RefSeq, a predicted model, not a curated record
AUGAAUUGGGUCUUCCCAUCUAGGUCUCCCCUUCCGGACAUGAAUUCCCCGCACCGUCUCAAGACCGGCGUUGGUCCCAACCCGCCGGCUCUCCCUCACCAGCAUCAGCAGCACCAGCAGCAACAGCAACAUCACCAGCAGCACCAGCACCAUCAGCACCACCAACAUCCUCUCCCCCUCUCUCAGCCAGGUGCCCCCUCUCCCUUUGCUCCUCCAAACCCCUUCGACAACCCGCCAAUGGUCCCUGCGCCCCCAGUUCCAACUACCGCUCCGGCUCCAUCACAUCUCCAAGCUACGCACGUCCAGCAACAACAGCAACAGCCAGGUCAAGUCCAUCCACCUUCCUCCCCCGCUAAUCCAAGGAAGCGUCGAGCCUCCAUUCAGCAACCGGGCUCGUUAUCUAACAUGGGGCCUCCAAUGGCUGGUUCUGAGCAGGACGGUAACACUGCUGGUAGUGCUACCGCUGCUGCUCCUGCUCCGGAGGCUGGGGUCAAGAAGAAAGGCCGCACUAACACACCCUGGACUGCGGAGGAGGAGCAACGACUCAAGACUAUGAGAGAUGCUGGUAAUACCUGGAGUGAGAUUGCAAAGACAUUCCCUACGAGGACUGAAGGGAGUGUCAAGAAGCACUGGUAUAAAGACAUGCAUUAUGCGGAAUUUGCUGAGGAUGAGUCUAUUGCUCUACGGGAUGCAAUCAAGGAAUACGAAGCCAAUAAAUGGAAAGUUAUUGGCCAGAAGGUCGGAAAACCAGCAAAGGCUUGCGAGCAAUACGCCAAGGAACAUUUCAAAAGUCCAUAA